GUUACAGGACUUUUUGUAAUAUUUGUGAGGAUUGUUUUGUUCCCCGUGCAGUUAAAAGCAGUGGUGCGGUCCGAUAGUAUUGAAGGCAAAGCUGGAAACAGUUUGUUUUCACCCAGAGGAAGAAGCGUUGCUGCAUUCACCGCUGCAGCACCGGAUUUUAAAAACGGUUGUAACAUUUGUUUUAUACCUGGUUGGGUUUUCUGUCAGCAGCUGUCUUAGCUCGCCAUGGCUCUGUGCGGGGGUGUUGGAGCCAUGGCUUUGCCCAGCGAGCUUAUCGUCCAUAUAUUCUCCUUUCUGUCCGACCGAGACAAGCUCCGGGCCUCGGCCGUGUGUUCCCGAUGGAGGGAGUGUCUCUUCUACCCCGCGCUGUGGACCGAGCUCAAACUGCGGAUAGGUGGUGGUUGUAACGGCGGCGAGGAGACCCCGAGGCUGGAGUUCCUCAUGCGCAAGUUCGGCUCCUUCGUGCGGGAGCUGCAGCUGGAGCUCGCCCCAGUGGAAGGCUACCUUAGUCCCCUGAACAACGAGCCGUCCUCCAGCAGGAUGGAGCAGCCUGACAGCGACCCGCAGCUCUCCGAGCGGUGGAGAGACGCCAUGGCCACCUACUUGGACCAGGUGUUGUGUGUGUUCUCCAGCAUCCGCAACAACAGAAACCUGCGGAAGCUCAGUCUGUAUGGAGACACCUGUGUGCUCCAGCAGGAGGGACUACUGGACAGCUCCAACCUGCACCAAAUUCACCAGGGACACAAAAAGAUCAAUGAGAUUCAGCAGUUGUUCAUGGAGUUUCUGUCUAACAGCAGGCAGCUGAGGUGGUUGUCCUGUAGUUUCAUGCUGGGUCUGGUGACUCCCUGCUCCUUAGCCUGCCUGUCAAACCCUUCAGCUGAGACCCUGCAGCACCUCAGUUUACUGGACCACCAGCUGGGUCCCCUCAUCUCACCAUCAGAGUUGGAUCGUCUAUCUAAUCUUCAUUCUCUGGCUCUGGAUUUCUCUGAUUUGACAUCUGAACUUUGUGGUCUGCUGGCAUCUCCACGUCGAACUCCGCUGCAUCGCCUCUCCCUGCUGCUCAACGGCGCCGCCCUGGAGUUCAAACCAUUAGAAGGGACAGCUACAGAGGACGACUGGAAGGCACUGAUUCGUGUGAGUGCCAACCUGCGAGUGUACAUCAUGGCCCUGGAGGUGGACAGCUCAGAGCUCCUCAGGGUCCUAAAGCCUAGCCUUCCUCUGGAGCGCCUCCACCUUGACAGCUACAGCACACUGGUGACCGACGCUACGUUGGAGCUCAUCUCUCAGCAGUACAACAAAACGCUGACUCACUUCCUGCUCCUGAGAGAUGACCCCGACUUCCCUGACCUCAGCAUCAAUCGGAACGAAGACCCGUUAGUCCUCUUGGCAUGGAGAUGUACUCAGCUGACUGUCCUCGUAAUGCAUGGUUACACUGUUUGGUCCCAUAACCUGGUGGCCAUCUCUCGGCUGCGCGGCUCCAGCCUUCGCGUCCUCACCGUCUCUGAGGAGAGCAUCGACUUUGAUCCGGACCAGUCAGUGUGCAUGGAGGGCGACCCGGUCCACAACCUGGUCAAGGAGGUUUCCCUGGGGCUCGGCCGUGUGUGGCACCCUUGCCUGGAUUCCAGCCUGGUUCUGUCCGAACCCACCCAGCACUUCCACCGCGAGCUGCACGCCUUCAGCAUGGGCAUGUAGGCAGGGACGACAAGUCCAACACAUCACAGCCUAAACCGUGUCAAGACCAGGCCAGACCAACCAAGUCAACUCAGACCUCUGAACCAGGCCUAAAGCAGAACUAAGUGAGAUAUCUAAACUGGAUCUUAAAACAAUCUAAGAAAACAUUUAUGUGAACUGAUGUGAGCCGAUUGUUUUUAUUUAACUUUUAUUUUUUGUGUUUCUCUCACAUUGGUUUUAGCACACAAUCAGGUCCUAACAUUUUCCAAAUCAUUCCCUGUUUUCUUGCUUUGCCUCUUGAUUAUCUAGUUAGCCAGUGACUUGGAAAAAAACAGAUGAAAUCUUUGAUGUUUUAAAUAAAUUUUCCAAUUAAGAAUAUCCCUUUAAAACUGUAUAUUCUAAUUAAAACCUAAUAUUCAGUUUGAAGUCAUACCACUCCAACCACAGACAAGACUUGAGUGAUGACGAUUUUUAUAUGUCUGCUAAAAUGGGUCACUCGGCUGUGUCAAAUGCCCUCCUGUCCGGCAUGGCCCAGUCUGGUCUGGUCUUGAUCGACAAGUAUUCAGAGCUCGAUGUCUCUCUUUCACCUUAACAACCUCCAGAGCCUCUGUAUAAUGUAACUUUGAUUUGUUUUCUCUUUUUUUUUUUGACUGUUUUUCAUCUCUCCCUGCUCUGUGUAUAAUACUGUUUUUUUCCUGUGUGGUGGUUCCCUUGCCUGUAUAGGCUUUGUGUGUAUUUAAAUCCAGAUAUAUUAUUAUCCUGCUCACAGCUAGAACAGGACAGGCAGGCGGGUUGAGUGAUGGACUGGUGGGAUUUGAGGGGGAAUGCAUUAGUUGUGGAAGCAUUUUUCUUUUCUUUUCUUUUUUUUUUCAAAUUUAAACUUUGCUCUUUGGUCUGUCCGCCUGCUCCUCUCAAGCAAACAUUGGAGUUUGUGAACUAACCAAUCAAUCACUUCCUGGGUAACACAACCAUAGCUGCUUCUUCUGUUGCUCCGAAAGAGCACUAUGUGCACUUGUCCACUAGUUCGAGAGCCUUGGCAGCAGGGUGGGAAUCUCCACUGUAAUGUGGCUGACUGUGGCAGGUGCUUAUCAGUUUUCUGCAGCAACCAUGUCCGUGCUGUGACUUCUGAUCAUUUGUAAAUGGUUUUAUUAAGGAUUUUGACUUACUGAUGGUGUUAUGGAGAAUAUUGUUACAUGCUUGCAGCCAACACAGCUCCCACCCUGCUCGCUUGUCAAUAGGGAGUCUCGUCUUCCGACUGAAAUUCAAAGCCAACUAUAAAAAUCAGCAACAAGUCCCAUACUCUACUAUUCUACUAUUUUGAUCUGUAGUUAGCUGGCCGUAAAUGUUUGCAUCUUUUGUCUAUAUUCAGGAUGAAUAUGAUGAUAUGUCUUUGCUCCCCCUUUAGAGGUCAAACUUUCUGACUGGUGUCACUGGUUCCAGAGCACUUUUGUAUUCGCAUGUCAAGUCAAAGAGCGUGCAUCACGAUAUGAAAGUCUCUGAGAUUAGAAAACCUUCAAAUACUUGUGCAUUAGUACUAAAGAGGAAAUAGGUUUUCAUUCCAUAAUGCCAUAUAUUUCAAUUUGAGAGAUCUCUGUGACUCAUCCCAAAUUCUUGGUGCGGCCAUGCAAACAACACAAGUAUUCUGUAGGCUCAGAAGGUGGCAAAUUCCAAACCCAGGUUUUGCAGCCACGCCAGCAGUUCUGUAGACAGGACCUAGUUUUUCUCAACGGUGGAUUUCUUGUUUUGAACUUUCUUGAUAAAGAACAGGAAAAAGAAAAAGGAUGCACUGAAUGUAACUAAACUUUCAUUCUGUUGGCCAGUCAGGUUUUUGUUCUAUAUUGAAGGCUUACUGUAUAGCUAUAUUUGCCUCAGAAAUGUGGCGAUGCAUAUCUUGCCACACCAGUCACGGCUGCUGAAUACAUGUUUGGACAUUGUAGGUUCCACUGAUAGCCAAUACUGGUUAUUUUUUUCCAAGAAGUUGCACCUACAGCACAACAAGGUUUUAGAACAUGUGACGAAUAAUAUUCUGUCAGUCUCAGGUAGGCACUUAACAUCACUAUGACCAGGACAGGUGGUGAUGAUGUCGAGGAGGGUGUGUGAAACAAUCAGUUAGUGUGAGAUAUUGUUUUGUUUAUUAUUAUUAUUAUUAUAAUUAUUAUAAUUUCCUCUUUAGUCACAGUUGCCUUGGAAAAAUCCCCUUGUUUUCUGGUUGUUGUUGUUAUUAAUGAUGUUGUUUAUCUUGCCAUCCGAUAAACCCUCGCUCCACCUUGGUUGGGAGGGAGGUCAGUAAACCUAAUCAUACAUUUGUUUUCAAAGAUUAAGGUUGAUAAAGACUGAAGAAUGGCAAAAGCAGUCGGCUCAUUGCACAUGUUAUAUAUCUCCAGUAGAGGUUGUUGCGGGCUGUGAAGUGACGAAAAUCCAUGCUGUCGAUGGAGAGGACCUGCUGGGCCCAAUUAAUGUCUGAACUGAAUGUAGUCCAUUUUUUGGGGUGGAAGGACUUGUGAUGGGCACAGGGGAUCUGGCUGUGCAACCGGCUUGUUCCUCAGGCUUUCAUUGACCAGGGGGAAGGCAAGACUUUGAUUGAAUCGUAGUCUCUUUUAUUGUCUGAUUCUAUCUUUUGAAAACUACUUGGGAGAUGCCUUUCCCUUAAUAAAUGAAGGACAAGCAUGCCAUGGUCAAAACACUGCCCAACAAUUAUCUUGUGCUCCACACAAACCUUAUUGUGACCGGUCGAUAACUGGGCCAAGUAUUGUUACAUCUGAUCACCGCUGAAGGGUUUUAACAGCUGUGGUACAUCGGUGUCUUACUAAGGGGUUUCUUGAGCCGAGUUUUGAAAGAAAAGCCAAAGUUGGGUUUGACUCUAGAGCACCUAACUUUCAUGAGUAAAUGUUGUGAGGAAGAUUUCCCUCCCAAAUGACUUCAGCUCACUCGUUUUGCACACCAUGGCGCUUUAGAGGUCGGGGCAAUGGCAUCGCAGACUGUGAAGGUCCAUAUCAAGGUCUGUAGUUUACAAGGUUGACCUGCAAUUUAUUUUUAUUUCCCCAUAGACUGAUAUGGAACCUGAGUUAUACAGUGUGCCAGCACUUUGCUUGGUUCAGAAUGAAUUGGUCCCAGUGGUGGGCCCUGUGGUUACCAAAUGUUUAGCUCAUCUGUUAAGAGGUCCUUGAUGGUUUAGCCAUGAUAAUCUCUCAAGUCCUUGGUCCAUAUCUCAGGAUAAAUGCACUCUGGUACCAAGAGUUACUUUUUAAAGGCUGUCUGUGGCUGUAUAUACAUAGAGCUGCACACUCAGUGGGGAAAGCAAUACCAACAUAACACAUUGAGACCAAAAUAUGUUGGUUUUUAUCUUAUCUUCUUCCUCCCCUCCGCUAAUCUUUCCUCUCGUCUCGUGUUUUUAGAGCUCAACUUGUGAAGUAGAAGCUGUUAUAGGUUUGUAUUGUGUAUUAGCAUCACCUGAUCAGGAGAGAGGAAUUACAGCAGUCUAACGUUGAAUGUAAAUUCAAAGCAGAUGUUCAUCUGAGCUGAGCGAAUAGAUUUAUUUUUACAAACAACUCAUUUUAAAAGGUGAUUUUACAAACCCCGCCCACCAUGUGUGCUUCCUCCUCUGGUCCUUGUCUUCUCAAGUCCACGCAUGUUGUUGGCUCUACAUUUAGAUGUCAGAUCUCAUUGUUUGGGCCGUCCAAAUAAGCCCAGAAUAAACAGAGGGGCUGCGGUCGGCAUAAAACUUUAUUUAACUAUUAUAUUCCCAUUUGGAAAAAAUGUAUAAGAAAUGCUGUUUAAAUCAUAAUUUUUAGAGGGAUAAAGAUGGAAGAUGAUGUAGAAGUAUGCAUGAGAGCAGAAAGGCAUUGCAAAACAAUGUCUUGUUUAUUAUUUCAUCUAUUAGUUUUUGUUUCUCUACCAAAAAAAACCCCAUAAAAAAUGUAGUGCAGUCGGCACAAAGAGAGCUCUGUGUCGACCUUACAAGGAGAGAAGAGGUGAGACAAAGUUCUGCCAGGAAGGCAAAUAACUUUACACUCAUAGGCAAAUGUGAUCAGAGUAUGGCAUAGCAAUUUUAAAAACUCCUAUCAGUGGAAAAACGACUUAUCCCUGAUCCCUUUGUGUCAUCACUAAUACCUAAAUAUUGAGCCAUCUUGUGCCUGAAAGCUUCUGGAGUCUGACUGCUUUUCAAACCUCUGCUCUCCCCGACUUAUCAGCUUUGUGUUGUGUAUAGUUGUUGCUGUGAUUGUUAGUUCACUCUUAAGGGAAGCAGCAUUAGAAGCUACAGUAGCUAGUGUUUCAGAACAUGUUACAGCACACACGUGUUUUAAUUUCUCUCGGAGCGUGCCUGUGUUUUCUGUGCACGUUUUCAUGUAAGCUUUCAAAAGUGUACCCAGUAGAAACGUGGGAAUAUGUGUGUGUGGAAAAAGGUGUCAGCAGUGCAGCCGUCAUGUUUUCUGCAUGCGUGUGUGUGUAUGUGUGUGUAUUUAAGAGGGGGGAGGCUUGCUCGUGUUCAGCAGUGUAGUCUUAUCACUCGUACUGCAGCAGGAAACCGCAACAGAAAUCCUUCGUUCUCAGGGUACAAUCGGUUUUCAAAAAGAGGAGGAGGAGGAGGAAGAGGAGGGGAAGUUACAAUAGCUCAGGCCUCUAGCCCACUCACAUGAAUAGUAGGAGUCACUGGAUCUGUUCUCCUCCCCUUGAUGUGUUUUAAGUUGCCAAAGACCACAGUGGAACAAACUUAACCCAGACACAAGUCUAUCUGAAGUGCCCAUGUACACACACACUGGCAGGAGGCUGGUCCAGUAUUCUUUCCUACUCUAAACCUCCUUUUUUUUAGUACUUCCUGUUCUGACAUUUCUUUGUUUUUCCUUCCUCUUAGUGGUUCAACUCCACUCUCCCAUUGACUACUACCACUCUGUUCAUAUAAUAUCAACUGUACUGUGCUGGACUAGGUAAAAUGUCAACAGUUUUGCUCUGUGGUUGGCGUGAAAAGAGACCAAAUCAAACCUGUAAAAAUGUUUAUUGCUGCAUCUGUUGUGCAGAAAUGUUGGAGUUCACGCUAGCUGUAUAGAAUGUGUAGUAUGGUUUCCUCCCUGUGAAUGGCACUAAGGGUUCACACUGCUUGUUGCAGAAGCAUUAAAGAGCAAAGCUCAGCCUUCCCAGUCCAGUGCAGUGUACUUCUAUAAUGUGGCCGACAGAGGCUUUAGCAGAGAGGUCUGACCACCAUAUUCCUCCCUCUCUCUCUCUCUCCCCAAUCCACCCCCCGCCAUCACCUGUUUCACUGUGAGGAGUGAGUGAAUGUAAAAACUAAAAGGCGAGGAGGACGAGGAGUUUGUACACGUCAGGGACUAAAACACUUCCUCAGAUGCUUCCUGAAGCUACUUUCUGACAGAGUGUAGCUUCCCAGCUGGGACACGGGCCAGCGUGCCCGAUCUGAUAUGUUGCAUGACUAGCCAGCCGCCAAGGUCAAAUGUGACGGGAUGUGUUGAGUCCUAGGGUUUAGGAGCUGUAAAGUGAUUCGCUGCUAGAGAUCUGCUGGAAACAGGACAUUCCACACGGGGGGGGGGGGGGUCACUCAGGCUUCUUACAGUUUACUACAAUUUCUGCAUGAAAAUUAGACUCUAUAUAAAUAUAUAUUCUAUUUUCUUUUUACUUUGAAUGGUCUAUGUUUGAAGGGAUAGCAGGACGCUGCUAGUGUUGACCAGUCACACCAGAUUACCAGCUGGUCUGAGCAGAGUGGAGGUGUGAUACCAUUUAGAAGUUAAAGCGUGUCGCUCUUUUCUUAAAGGUCAACUGUGUUUCUGUGAUGCCAAGCUUUGCUUUCACCUGAUGCUUCUGCAUCCUGAGGCCAUUUUUGGGACCUUUUGUGUCUGGUACACAAAAGACCCCAAGUGUGAAAGCGACUUACACUGACUGUGUGCUGAAUAUAAGGACAAGCUUCCCUUUAUAUCAUACUAUCAAUCUACCAGAUUAAAGAACAUCAAUCAUAAUUAAAGCCCAACUGAUGCUGGGUUUUCGGAGCCGAUACCAAUAUUAGGAAGUAAAAAAAUCAGAUCCAUCCGCCCAUGUAAUGUAUAUACCUGUGACAUUACCAAUACACUCCUCUGUUAUCAUGUAUAGGCAGAAUUGGCUUAACAGUUUGCUAAAUUUGUUGUUUUAUGAUUGAAAAUGACAAAUGUUACAUUUGACGCCAGCUGCAUGUAGUUACAUUGACUUUAAGCUCUUUUCCCCAGUGUUGAAUGACACUAUAGAGUUGACCUUGCUGAGAACAGCUCUGCUGGACAAACUAUGUGGUGACUCCAUUUCUAAAUGACUAAAGCAUCUUAUCUGCAUUAUAAUCUGCCAAUACAGAUAUAGCUGUGAUAAAUCGGCCUAUGAAAUCAGUAGACCACUAUACUGGUCGGCCUCUAAUCACGAUAAAGUAAGAGGAAGUUCGUCUGCGUAUUUAGUACACAGAUUAAUACACACAGUAGCCACAGUACAUUUUCACUAUGGAGACACAGGUGCACCUUGAGUGUGGGCUGGAUUGUUUCUACACUAUAUGCAGACUGAGGUUUGGGCAUGACCAUACUAUGCUGACUGACACACAGCUAGCAGAGCCUUACGUUUAAUGAGUUCUGCCAUUUAAGAUGACUGAAUGGUUUGCAGGCUCCAGAGGGGAGAUGAAGUGUGUUAUUCAGGAGACUAUUACCAGCAGUUACUGUACAUUAAUGUGAUCACAGCCACUUCAGUCUGCCCUUUUGACCUGUUUAUGUUGUGUUUAUAUGCAUUCAUUGAGGAAUCCUGGAAGUUAUCAGGACCCCUGUGGCCCGAUGGGUAAUUGAAUCCACAGAGCUGGCCUCUAAUGUAGUCCAUCUGAGACAGUUGGCCUUGUUGUGAUGGGAGAGCUGUAGAUAAGCAGGGAUCUGGGCACAACUGUCGUUACACAAAGAGCUGGGUUUGACACUUCUGUGCUGAUACUUCACAGCCAAUACUAAUACCAUUGACAUGGACAGAUGUGUGUUAUUUUAGUACCAAAGCAGCAGACUGUGUCAGAUGUGCAUCAGUCGAAACAGGCCCAGAGCCACAGACACACAUCAGACGUGAGCAGUUUCAGUUCCACUUUAAUUGAUGCUCAGUCUCAAUGCCAACUAGAGUGUGUGUACUGUUGACUCUAGGGAUGUUUGCAAUGUUUUUGGAAAGUACAACUCUCGAUUCUGAAAAAGUUGGGAAACGUAAAUAAAACAGAAUGCGAUACCUGACUGAAGAAAGACAAUAUAUUUUGUUCAAACUGAUAAAGGUUUGUUUUUGUACUUGUGCACUCUGAAUCCUGAAUUUCAAAACACUUUGUUUUUAUUUACACAGCAUCCCAACUUUUUU
This is a messenger RNA of Centropristis striata (black sea bass), 9003 nucleotides long. RefSeq names its product F-box only protein 33. Gene Ontology annotation, molecular function: protein binding. NCBI's taxonomy places the organism in Eukaryota, Metazoa, Chordata, Actinopteri, Perciformes, Serranidae. The coding region runs from base 226 to 1692 and encodes 488 amino acids. The transcript is spliced from 6 exons. The record is from RefSeq and is a predicted model, not a curated record. Gene Ontology annotation, biological process: SCF-dependent proteasomal ubiquitin-dependent protein catabolic process; positive regulation of protein ubiquitination. Gene Ontology annotation, cellular component: SCF ubiquitin ligase complex.